Penicillium mononematosum is the source of this 1629-nucleotide messenger RNA. RefSeq lists its product as uncharacterized. The record is from RefSeq and is a predicted model, not a curated record. The coding region runs from base 1 to 1629 and encodes 542 amino acids. Lineage: Eukaryota; Fungi; Ascomycota; Eurotiomycetes; Eurotiales; Aspergillaceae. The transcript is spliced from 4 exons.
AUGACAGCUACAUUGAACGGGGUAUUCAAUUCGUCCCCUGAUACACCCUCUACCAUUUACCCUGAUCGUCUGAUCCGUCCUCUGCCUCGACGGACCCUCCGUUCACGCCUUUCUUCUGAUGCUGCCGACAAUCUAUUCUAUCCUCCUACACCGCCGGCGUCUCAAAUAUUCUAUGGUGUCUCUGCGGAUUCCGAAGAAGCGGUGAAUGAGUCCAAGGUUUAUGUGCAGCAGACCGUGGAGACUGAAUUGUCACCGGAGGCUGAUAACCAUGAAUUUGAGACGUCAGUAGACUUGGAGAGCGGUGAUGAAGGCGGUCCGAUGGUUGUCCGGAGGAGUGGUGUUAUUCGGAGAUCUUCUCUGUCACCUCCCGUGUCUGGAAAUCCACAUAGCUUCCCUCACGACACACCACACACAAAAUCUUCAACCGGGGACGGUUACGACGCGUUUGAGAAUACGAACAACAAGAAAAAGCGAAAGAUACCUACACCUGGGAACUUGGGAGGACACCAUUCUGCGUUGUCUCCGGAGUUCGCCACCACUGGCACAUAUUAUGGGAGUGGAAACCCUGCAUCACCUCUAGGAAAUGGGAUAUCUGGUUCAGGGAGAGGUCGGUUGGGACGUCCUACUGUUCGUAGCAGCAGCAGGAACCCGUUAUCGCCCAAUGCCCAGCAUGGAUGGUUGAAUGCCCGGACGCCCAGUCGGCGGGACGGGUUGAUGUCAUCCCCUGGCCCUUCUGGUGACUCUGCUUCUGACCAGGGAAUUAUCUCCACCGCCAUUGCCAAUGCCGCAACACACUCAUCCCCACCUCGAGGUCCCAGCAACGUCAGCCUGUUGGAGAAAGAGAAAGAAAAUACCACUCCGACGAAGACACAAUUCACGUUCACGUGUGAGUCCGACUCGUCCAAGGGCAUGGCGAUGCAGCGAAAUUAUUCAAUCCCCUAUCGAUCCCCCACUUCACCCCUCGGUCCGGCAAACCAAAAGCAGAGGGGCUCCUCCACACAAGGGACACAGACUAGCCCCGUGAACCACCAGGCCCCACCCAGUACGCAAGCACCCGCUCAAGGUGCGGAGCCAACUCCCGUGGGCCCCAAGAAGAAACGAUCUCCAAGCAGCACAUACGCACUGUCUGCACGUCAACGUAAGAUCCAGCAGCAAUACGCAAACUUCCAUCAUCCCCCGAGUCUCGAGGACAUCUGGAUUUGUGAAUUCUGUGAAUACGAGAGCAUCUUCGGACAUCCGCCCGAAGCCCUAAUCCGACAGUAUGAAAUGAAAGACCGCAAAGAGCGCAAGCGACUGGCGGAGAAGAAGCGCCUUUUGGAGAAGGCCAAGAUGAAGGGUCGCAAGACCAAGAAGGCGACGAAGAACGCAUCGAAGAAUGGCUCACAGCCGUACCAGCAGGGAUACGACCGCGCUUCGGCUGACCACUCCUCCGGUGGGUCAGGUCUUCCGGAUGAUGAAUACCAAGGACAUGAGUAUGAUGAUGAUGAAAAUUCGCCGAUCCCACCCUCCGCCCCUGCGUCCCCCGUAGAACUCAAGCCUCCACUGCCCAAUGGAAACCAUCCAAAGGUUGCAGCGUCUGUUCACGGCAUUAAGGGUGCAGCGGAUUCCGGAGCAAGUCGACCGGCGUAG